AUGUUUGCCUAUUGUGACAUGACUUUCCGUUCCGAAGGAAAAGUUGGUUGGAAGGAAUCCGAGAUGCGUCCGCACCGGAAACAAGAGGAGGAUUACCAUUUGGCUAGGAAUGUUGUUUUAUGCUAUCCUUUCGUCUGUCUUCGAGCACGCCUGGGCCUCAUCCACAUCCCCAGUGGGAAUCGAACCGCGGUAGUGCAGGGUAUAGUUUUGAAAUGCUGCAAAUUCGCCAAACUGUGGGAUAAUCGUCACUUUAAAAGCGAACUAGACCUCUCUCAUUCAACAUGCGUUUUCGAUUACGGUCGACAGCAUUAG
Messenger RNA from Protopolystoma xenopodis, 312 nucleotides. The record is from the annotation of a GenBank genome assembly. Lineage: Eukaryota; Metazoa; Platyhelminthes; Monogenea; Polystomatidea; Polystomatidae.